AAAAAAAAAAGACUCUCCUAUAAUUCUUCCCCUCUUAUCCUCUCUCUUUCGCACCUCCUCUGCUCUUCUUAAUGGCGCUCCACUCUCCUUCUCCGGUGCGCCUGACCCCUGCCCCUCAUCCCUCCAUUAAACGCCACCGGAUCUCCCCCCGCCCCGGUCCCAUGUUCGCCUCCGCCGUCUCCUCCGCCCCCAAAGCCCGCUUCGUCGCCAAGCGCUCCGAGUCCACCUCCGUCCAGCAGCUCCAGCGCCCUCUCGUGGAGUACAUGAGCCUACCGGCGAGCCAGUACUCGGUGCUGGACGCGGAACGGAUCGAACGCGUGGAUGAUAACACCUUCCGCUGCUACGUGUACCGCAUCAAGUUCUUUGCCUUCGAGGUCUGUCCUGUUCUUGUUGUCCGGGUCGACGAGGAGCCAAAUGGUUGCUGCAUCAGGCUCUUGUCCUGCAAGCUGGAGGGUUCGCCGCUUGUGGAAGCUCAGAAUGAGAAAUUCUCAGCUUCGAUGGUGAAUAGAGUUUCCUGCAAUGGUGGUAUGCGAAACUCGGGAAUGCAGGGGAUUACAACAGAUACAACCAUCGAGGUCUCUAUUGAAAUUCCUUUUGCAUUUCGAGCUAUACCAGUGGAAGUGAUUGAAUCCACUGGCACCCAGGUCCUUGAACAGUUGUUAAGAAUAAUGCUUCCACGAUUUUUGAGGCAGGUGUCUAAACUCUUAAGUGAUACUGCUUGUUAAGGACUACCAAGCUUGGGCUUCAGGCGACACCUCAAGGCGGCCUCUGGGAACAGGUGAACUUUGAAGCAGCUAAAAGAAAAUGGUGGCAGAACCUCUUAUCUAUAGAAUUAAUUUGCUCUUGUUCGGUUAUAUUGUCUCUUUAUGUAGUUAGUUAUCUAUGUAUUUUAAUGACCUCCAACUGAAAUUGAAAUAAAAUGGAAGUACUCGGUUUUCUGGGC
Phoenix dactylifera (date palm) is the source of this 943-nucleotide messenger RNA. RefSeq lists its product as uncharacterized. The record is from RefSeq and is a predicted model, not a curated record. NCBI's taxonomy places the organism in Eukaryota, Viridiplantae, Streptophyta, Magnoliopsida, Arecales, Arecaceae.